Messenger RNA from Cottoperca gobio, 1596 nucleotides. Its product is annotated as probable flavin-containing monoamine oxidase A. Gene Ontology annotation, molecular function: oxidoreductase activity. Lineage: Eukaryota; Metazoa; Chordata; Actinopteri; Perciformes; Bovichtidae. The transcript has 13 exons. The record is from RefSeq and is a predicted model, not a curated record.
AUGACUGCUGAAAUUUGGGACGUUAUUAUAGUUGGCGCCGGACUAUCUGGACUGAGUGCAGCUCAUCUGCUCAGAAAAAGGAACGCCAAAUUGAGAAUAUUGGUACUGGAAGGAAAAGAUCGGGUAGGAGGUCGCACAGUGUCCACAGAAAUACCGGCAGCUAAUGGUGUUGAUCGCUGGGACUUUGGAGGGCAGUGGGUAGGAAGCACCCAAACACAUAUCUUGGAGCUCAUAAAGGAGCUGAGCUUAGAGACCUUCCCGCAAUUCAAUAUUGGCAAAAAGGUACACCACAUGGGAGGGCCAGGUGCCAAAGUUCGCACCUACAGGACCAGUAUCCCUGCUCUAUCCCCAGUGGCGCUAGUGGACCUCACCCAGUUCCUGUGGAAGAUUGACAGAUUGUGUGCUACAGUAUGCGUCCAGGAUCCUUCGAGGACUCCCAAUGCUGUUGAACUGGACAGUAUGACCCUGCACUCGUACAUUGAGCAACAUUCUUGGACUACAGAACUCAAAGAGGAGAUGGGACUGUGUAGUAGGUCCGUCUUGGGCAUGGAGCCAUCCCAGAUGUCUUUCCUAUUCUUCCUCAUGUAUGCUGCAGCAGCUGGAGGGGUAUUGCCUCUGCUGGAGAGUACUCCAGGUUCUGCUCAAGAGCUUAAGAUAAAGGGAGGCACCCAACAGCUUUCACAGUGUCUGGCAGAACGUGUUGGGUUCAAGAAUGUCCGGCAGGGUUCCGCUGUGACAGCCAUAUGGCAGGAUGCUGAGUAGGCCAGGGUGACCACCACCACCACCACCUUCUUGUGCAGUGCUGUGAUUGUCACCUGCCCUCCUCAUUUGGCAGCAAAGAUCCACUACCAGCCAGCCCUGCCCAGCCAGAGAGAAUUCCUUACCCAGAACAUGCCUGUGGGCCACAUGAUAAAAUUCAUAAUUACAUACCAGACGGCUUUUUGGAGAGAGAAGGGCUUCUCUGGGGAAAUAGUGGCAGGAUCCUCCAGUGAGUGUCCAUUCUGUGUUACCUUUGAUGCCACCAGCCCCAGCGGUAAUGCUGCCUUGGUAGGCUUCAUUGCCGGCCAGCAGGCUUCUCGAUGGAGUUCCGAGGAGGAUGGCCUGAGAAGAGAAGCUGUGCUUUCUAGUUUGGUCAAAUACCUAGGUCCUGAAGCUGCAUCUUUCAUCCACUAUGAAGAGAAAGACUGGGCUAAGGAAGACUACAGCGGAGGGUGCCCUGUUAAUGUCAUGGCACCAGGUCUCCUAACAUAUUACCACCCGAGCCUGAGGAAGCCCUGUGGCAGGAUCCAUUGGGCAGGCACAGAGACAGCCACCAUGUGGUGCGGGUACAUGAGUGGUGCAGUACAAGCUGGUCAGCGAGCAGCUCUGGAAGUACUGGCUGAACUCUGCCCUAUGACCCUGACUCAGGAGGAGCAGGAAGCAGUGCAGGAGAGUCAAACUGUCAGGGGUGCUGUCAAGCAAACUCCAUCAUCCAAACUCACCUACCUGUCCAGAAGCAAGACUAUGGUCAUAGCAACAGUGGCAGUAAGUGCAGCUAUCUUGCUGGCUCAGAAUCAAAAUGCAUUGCUAAAGGAGAGCAUCUCAAACUCCCACUGA